UCUGGCGUCAGUGGCGUGACGUGCUCGUGCUCGACGCGCUUCCACCUUAUUCCCGGAAGUGUGUCGCGCUCUGGCAUCGUCGCCGCUCCCUCGUCGCGCCAUUGAGAAGUCAGGGAAGCUCUCACUAACCCAUUGACUCCAGUACCAGCAGGUCCACGCUGUCAGUCAUGGCCGAGCAGGAGCCCACCCCAGAGCAGCUAGCUGCCAUUGCUGCAGAGAAUGAAGAGAGCGAGGCGGUCAACUACAAACCGCCUGCCCAGAAGAGCCUUCAGGAGAUCCAGGAGCUGGACAAAGAUGAUGAAAGCUUGCGCAAGUACAAGGAGGUGCUGCUGGGCUCUGUCGAUGUGGCCAUAGAUCCCAAUGCUCCCAACGUUCAGGUGACACGGCUAACUCUUGUGUGCGAGACCGCCCCUUCCCCGCUGACCCUUGACCUGCAAGGAGAUCUGGAGGCCUAUAAGAAGCAGUCGUUUGUUCUAAAGGAGGGAGUGGAGUACAGGAUAAAAAUCAACUUCAAGGUAAACAAGGAUAUUGUAUCAGGAUUGAAGUAUGUACAGCAGACCUUUAGGAAAGGGGUGAAGAUUGACAAGUCGGACUACAUGGUGGGCAGCUACGGGCCUCGGCCGAACGAAUACGAGUUCCUGACGCCUUUAGAGGAGGCCCCCAAAGGCAUGCUGGCCCGCGGAACCUAUAACAUUAAAUCCAAGUUCACUGAUGACGACAAGCAUGACCACCUGUCCUGGGAAUGGAACCUCAACAUCAAGAAGGACUGGAAAGAUUGAGCCGUUUCCAAACCCCAGCCAUUUCCUUCCUGUCAUCUUUGCUGUUUCUCCCUCCCUUCCUUCCUCUCCCACUUACUCCAGUUCUCACCAUCAUUACCAUAAUCUUGGAUUAACUGAUUUAAAGCAAAAGGAUCUCUCUCACUCCGUCCACUUUCCUGCAGUUUUCCAUCUUCCAUCUCUCCCUCUGUAUUCCCAUCCCUUUCUGUGUAUUGAGGCUUUUCAUGAAAUAUAUAUGUGAAAACAAACAAAAAUGUGCACAAUCCAUAUUUUGUGUUUUGGUUUGUUUUAUAUAAAAGUAAAAAUCUGAGGGGAAAAAAAAAUAUUCAUAAAAACCUCAUGGAUACUUUUGACAUGGUUGUUAUUAGUAAUCUUCACUCCCCCGUCUUCCUCUUGUGUCUGAAACCCUUCCUGCUUAUCCUGUGUCAUUUCUUUUUCGAACAUUCCUUUAUUUUAUUUUAACCAUGAUCUGCCUUUGAGUGUAAUGGGAGAAGGUGCCACUUGUUGAUACUUUGCCACUGGCAUUCCCUCAAGAACUCAAGUUUGACUGUGCCCAGACAGAAAAUAUGUCCGAUGCCUUUGAGAUAAGUAAGGGUUAGCAUAGAUGGUUGUCGUAGAUAACUGUAGAAAUGUAAGUGAUGCAGCGGAGCAGGUCGUUACUUGGCUCUUGGUAUGUAUGCGUGACCGUAUAUGGCUUUAGCUAUGUAGGGUUCGCAGGAUGUUGUAAUCUUUCUUGAAACUGACAUCUUGUCCACUAGUUGGAGCUUUACCAGUGCAGGUUUUUGUUUUAACCAUUUCAUCGCCAUGUGGCCUUAAAAUUAGUAUUUAGUAGCUGCCUUUUAAGCAUCUAGGUUUCCAAUCGAACCUAACUGAAUCUUUGUCCUCUGGAGGACAAUGUGCUUCACUGACUCUUGCAUCCUCAAAGGACUAGCUAUCUCAUCUGUUGCAUCAUUCUCAAAUUGAUGGCCAGUCAAAGAUAGUGAACCUUGGUGCUGAGCAAAAAGUUGCCCCACCCUAAUUAUUGUACAUCCAAUAGAUUCGUUCUUGCACACAAACCUCCCGCUUUCCAAAGACGACUGGUGCUCAAUUCGCAAAAUUGCUUGCGGUUUACACGUGUUGCUGUCUUGCGCUAGGACGUUUUUAAGUGGAAAAGGGCUGUUUUUGCUCACAGACCUCAAGUAUUUGACUACUCGCCCGAAAUAUUACAAACGCUACUGAUUGUGCCUCCAGUACUGACAAAUACAAGCUGCUCAAUGCAUGGAAAACCUUCUGGGAACAGAAGUCAGAACUCUAAAGGAGGUGCAUUCGUUGUUGCGACUGAUUUGGAGGUCUAAGAGUGCACCUAAAACUAAAUGCUCUCCGUUCCAGUCCAGGUGUAGUUUAACCUCAACGUUCCAACAAGAGGAUGUGCUCUGAUCACUGUACUGUUUUAUACACACUUUAUUUCUUCGGCGACACUUGCCUGGGAGGUAGGAACUUGCUGCGCUGGUCCAGAAUGCUUCUUCUGUCUUCAUUUGUUUGGUUACUCUGUGUAUUAUCUCUAUGAAAGCUGGAGAUUACUGUUCACCUGUGUCAACAUUAAAGUGUUCAGAACAGA
Molecule: messenger RNA, 2373 nt
Organism: Myxocyprinus asiaticus (Chinese sucker)
Lineage: Eukaryota; Metazoa; Chordata; Actinopteri; Cypriniformes; Catostomidae
Product: rho GDP-dissociation inhibitor 1-like
Exons: 6
Coding region: 168-779 (203 amino acids)
Biological process (GO): Rho protein signal transduction
Cellular component (GO): cytoplasm; membrane; cytosol
Molecular function (GO): protein binding; Rho GDP-dissociation inhibitor activity
Source: RefSeq, a predicted model, not a curated record